AUGACGCAGCCUGUCGAGGAGUCCAUCCUCCCGAACAGCUCUGAUGAUGCGAUGGUGAUUCCACUGCAUGACAAGCUGGUCGCUGUCCAUGCAAACACUGACGAUGCUACAGUGAUCCCUGUGUCCGAGAGGCUUGUCAAUCUGCUGCUUCCAAAGAUGGGUGAGUCUGCGGAGGAGCAGCAACAGUUGCAGUGUCCAGCGUGCGAGUUUCAGGCAAGCUACGCGCAGCACCUGCAAGAGCACCUGCUGAGUUCGCACUCGGACGCUAUCGUGCGAUGUCGUCGCUGCCCCUUUGUCUGUUUGUCUCGCGACGUGCUCGUUACCCACUACCGAACGUUGCACCCACGCUGCAUCUGCCCCUACUGUGACCACAUUGGUGAGCAGGCGUAUGCCAUCCGGCGCCACGUGGCACGGCACACACAGCCGGGUGCUUGCAUCUGCCCUGUGUGCAACAAGCAUUACAAGGACCCGUACAUCCUCAAGAUGCACGUCAAGAUGGUGCACAUGCCGGCCGAAGUGCUGUUCGAGUGCUCCCUGUGUGGAAAGAAGUUCAACCGCAAAGCCCAUCUCAAGCGACACGCCCGCACGCACGACCCCAACAAGCCACUGAAGUGUCCCCUCUGCGAUUACAGACAUCACCAAGCACAUGCUUAUCCACGAGGAACCGAAGCACGUGUGCAACAUCUGCAACCGCUCGUUCGGCACGCCAAGAACAAAGAGCUGCACCUGAAGCGACACAAGGGCCAGAAGGACUACAAGUGCGGCGUGUGCGACUUCUAUGGCUACACGUUCACCGACAUCCGCAAGCACAUUGAGAGGCGUCAUGCCGACCCACACACAAUCCUCUGCCACCGGUGCGGCCAGGCCUUCAAGAGCCAAGCCCUGCUCAAGGAGCACCAAAUGAGUGCCCAGUGCGAGGUGUACCUGAUCGAACAAGAGCUGACGGAAUACGAAGAGACGGCCACGGAAUGCUUGCUGGGCACGGCUGAGGAGUCAGAGCCAACUGAGGAAACUCUGGAAGAGACGUAUGCGGAGGAAGAGGCACAGCUGCUGGAGCUGCCUGGCAAUCAGUAUGCUGCCGUCACAACUGCUGCAGAUGAAACUGAGGCUACAGCUGAGGUGCCCGACCACAAGACACACAUUGCUGAGGUGCAAGAUGCCAGCCAUCUGCUCGCCUAAUCCAGAAUCUUAUCACACUUUCUACCAAGCAAUGCCCUACAUGUGGACAAGCCUGGGUUUGCAUAGUGAAGUCAUCUGUGUAUAUGUAUAUAUAUAUAUGUGUGUGUGUGUGUGUGCAGAAUGGGCAGAGGGCAGCUGCUAGGCACAGUCACUGAAGAACUGAAGGGUGAUUAAUUGUGUGCAGAUGCAGUGCCAAUUCAAUGCUCUCGUCAGGAAGUGUGCAUUCAAGCUAACUGUGACAUACGGACUUGUGACACCUGCAAUUGACUGGAUGUUUAUCAUGUGCAUUCCAAAUGCGUGUGCAAUGAUCUAAGCACUACCUGUACAAAGUAUUAUGAAUCGAAAAUGAUCCGACACAGUUAAACAGUUUUAUUUUCUUCUUGAUUCAAUUUUCUUACAGCUGCAAGCAUGCAGUUGUUUUCUAACAUGAUAGUCAGCAAUUCUCUGCAUAAGUUGGAGCUCAUUGACAAGCAUAGAUAGAACAGUUGAAAAAUAUCUUACAGUCGAUCACUCUACAAUAGACACAUGAAAACAGCAGUCUGCCAGAACUGUUUGAUUUUGAGGGAGAAUAGUUAGAUCGUUGGAAGUUUAGCAAACAAAAUAAAGUGCCUAAGAACAA
Messenger RNA from Rhipicephalus microplus (southern cattle tick), 1798 nucleotides. RefSeq lists its product as uncharacterized. Gene Ontology annotation, cellular component: nucleus. Gene Ontology annotation, biological process: positive regulation of transcription by RNA polymerase II. The record is from RefSeq and is a predicted model, not a curated record. Lineage: Eukaryota; Metazoa; Arthropoda; Arachnida; Ixodida; Ixodidae. Gene Ontology annotation, molecular function: DNA binding.